Molecule: messenger RNA, 3414 nt
Organism: Dermacentor andersoni
Lineage: Eukaryota; Metazoa; Arthropoda; Arachnida; Ixodida; Ixodidae
Biological process (GO): protein processing
Cellular component (GO): plasma membrane
Molecular function (GO): metalloendopeptidase activity
Source: RefSeq, a predicted model, not a curated record
AUGUCGGGGAGAACCCUGAGCAACCUUACCGAAACCUGUAACCGAAUAGGAGGAGGAGAUCUUCCAGAGACCUACGUCAUCUGGAAGCAAGGACAUUUGUACCUCGCGGGUAACGAAGCGGCCUAUGCCGCGGAUGGCAUUGUGGACCACGUUGACUUGAUUCGCUCGGAAACGAAGUUGUUGUUGUUGUUGUCACCUCAAUACGCGGCUCGUACCCGCGAGGGGAACGUGUCACUGCUUGGGAACAAGAAGAAGAAGCAGAAGAAGAAGGACGCCGCCAUGCCGGACAAGUCCGCCAAGAAACGUCCAUCUCGCUCUCGGAGGUCACCGUCCUCUUCGCAAGCUGCACGUCGCGGUUCGCCUUCAAAGCGACGCGGCGACUCGCCCGUGAAGCAGGCGAGGUCGUCUCCUUCGAAGAGUCGCAGCUCGCCCAAGAAAAGCCGGUCCUCUUCCCCGUCCCCUGCCAAGGCCGGCGUCGCGAGCCCCUCGAGACCCCGACGUGCUGCCGGUUCGUCGUCCCCCAGACCGUCCCGGUCUCCGCGAGCCGCCGUCAGCAGCAGCAGCAGGCCGUCUCCAAAAGGGGAACUCAGGCUCUUCCGGGCGAAGCUCGAUGCGGCAGCUCAGCGCCACCACGAGCGCCGCAACACGCUCUACCAGUGGCUCAAAAGCCUGACUCAACGGAAAACGACCCCUCCAGAUUUGGGUUCCCCACGACGGAGGCACCGCGGCGCUUCCAGGUCAAGUCCAGGUCUCCGGUCUCCGCCCAGCUCUGGCAGCUUACCUCGCGGCCACAAAAGGAGCCCCACCCAGAGCACACACGAGCCGUCGCCGUCCCGGGCCAACUAUGGAGGAGAUGCGCGCCGCCGUGGCGUGUGGGCCCCGCUGCUGGUCCUCGCGGUGAUCACGGCCGGCGCGGUCGCACUGGCCGUGAUGACGGCGCGCUACCUGCGUGGGCCCGCGGCCUCGACCCUGGCCCGCUGCCACGGCGAGACGUGCCGCCGCUACGAAGAGCUGCUGGCCAACGCCAUGGACCCCGAGGCUCAGCCGUGCGACAACUUUUACGCGCACGUGUGCGGAACCUGGAUCAAGGCCGGCAGGAGGGCCGUCUACGAGGUCAACUGGGACCGGUUCCUGGUGGAGAUCGCGAAGCGCACGGCCGACUUCACCCCGCGCACCGGCUCGGACCAGGAGCCGGUUGACAAGGCGGUCGCCUACAUCCGGGCCUGCCUGUCUCCGCUCGAACGAGACAACAUGCCCGAGGUGCGCGCCGUCCUGGCCGCUGCGGGAGUCACGUGGCCCCAGCCUGACCCGGAACCGGACUUCCUGUCCGUGAUGUUCCUCAUGUCGCGGCACGUCUACCACCCGGUGUUCAUCGCCGUGGACGUGGACACCAUGGAAGGGCCGAGGACCCUGAUGCUCUCGUUCGGAGGACAGUUCCCGUCGACGUACGAACAGAUCUCUCAGCACGUGACCACCAUCCACGCCAAGCAGCACUUCCGCGUCACCUACGAGAGCCUGGCGCCCAUGAACGAGACUCGCCUGGACGAGCUGUUCGACCAGUUCAUCGUCAUGAAGCGUUUCCUGGACAACCACACGCCCAUGACGGACGACGGCCACAGCAGUGCGGACCCGGCGUCCUUCCUGCAGUGGACGCCAUCCGUUCCCGAGUCUCGCUGGGACGAGCAGACGCGGCGCUUCCUCGACAGUCCUCUGCGCCGCCUGGGCGGUUGCUUCAUCGACCACGUCGGCGCCUUCAAAGCGCUGUUCGAACUACACGCGGCCUUCGGCGAGAACAAGAUGGCCAACUUUGUCGGUUUCUUCGCCGUUCAGGCCCUGGUGGGCUUCGGCAACAUCCGCCUGCUGGAGAGCUUCUACGGUGCCUCGGACGUGGCUACCGAAGAGCAGCGCAAGUAUUGCGUCAUGACGGCCUACCAGAUGUUCGCGUACGCCAUCGACAGCUUCCUGGAGACGGGCACCAAAGGCGCUCUGACGGACGUGAACACGCUCGUCGGUUGGGUAGAGGCGGCCUUCGGGCGCCUCCUCAGAGCCACGGACGAUUCGUCCUCGCUCGGGGGAGACCCGACGCCCGAGCCGCUGCACUUGAAUCUCAACCAAGCGUUCAGCAUCCUUAAUUACUCCAGGCGCGAGGUCACGCAUAGCAUCUAUGCCGGGUACCCUGAAAUGGUCAUGGAUGCUCCAUUGAGCAACAGCAUCAACGCGUCGGCCUACAUGCAAGCCACGCAGCAAACGGCCUCCGCGUCCGGGCAGACGGGACAGACCCCCUACCAAGGCUACCAAGCGUUCGACGCGACCAUCUUCAACAGCUUCCGCCUCAACCCGCAGCUCCUGGUGUUCCCGUGGUACGAAGCGGACGCCCACGUUGGAGUCCUGCUGGGCGGUCUGGGUGCGAGGCUGGCGGCGGCCGUCUUCUACGACUACGUCGAGCGAAACAACGGCAGCGGCAGCGCCCUCUACGCUGAGAACCAGCGCUGCCUGUCGCCCAAGAACGAGACCAGCGGUAGCAAGAGCAACGUCGACACCGACCUCCAGGGGGCAGUGGCGGCCGCCGCGGUCGUCGCAGACGUCUACAAGGAGGUCGCCGGAAGCGGCGACCGAGCUUGGACUGAACGCGAGUCCCCGCCGCCGUGGACGGGCGAGAGCGUGGCGUUUGCGUUUUUCUGCUGGCUCAACUGCGGCGACGCCGAGCGCGGCCCGUCCAUGUGUAACACGGCUGCCAUGCACAGCCGGGACUUCGGGCGCGUCUUCGGGUGUCCCGCGGGAUCGCGCAUGAACCCCGUCAAGAAGUGUCGCCUGAAGGUUUAGCCCGAGUUUCGAGACUGUGCAACUGGGCUCACUUCGUUGGAACGAUGCGUCGCCGGAGCUUGCGGUCGGCUUUCGCAAGCAGACGCGCCUGUUACACGUUCGUUGAUUCCAAUACAUACUCCCCUAUAAUUGUAGGCGAUGAGUAACAAGCAAACUUGACUCUAUGGGGGCCGUGUUACUCGCUAUAGACCCUCUCGGUGCUGUCGUCAAUUUUUUGUGUGCAUUCAUGCGCACGUGCGAGCGUCGAUGUUGCGAGAGUGUCCCUUUUUUUUUCUAUGAUAUUCUCUUUUAACGCAGCCGUACUGUGAAGCUGUGCUUUGAUGAUGUCACGCAUAAACUAUGUAAUGCGUACUGUGAAAUGUGCAAUUUUUGUCGCCCCUCCUGACGUUGGUUGCGUGCUUCUUCUCAAUGAGAGCUGCCAUCGCCAAGAGCUGCGUGACUAAGCUUGAUGACGCAAGUGUUAAAGUAUGCAUUUGCAGCUUCUGCAGGGAAAGUAACGACAAUACAGUUUUAUAUAGACGCCACAAACUCCGUGAACGUGGCGUUUUUGCAGACGAGUUUCUAGACAAGGCGGACAAUUUCUUUCGGUAA